UCUUCGCUCUCAGUUGGUGCCGAGCGAACAGAGGUGGAAGACUUAAUCUCCGCGAGUCUCUGAGGACACGUCCAAUUUAUGUGUGUUUUAAACGGCUUUAAGGUAACACGCUGUGGCGGGAACGAAUGUAAAAAAUAGCUGAGAUGUUGUAAUUUGGCUCUACGUGUGUUUUAAAUCUUAAUUGGGUGUUAACCGUAUCCAGCGAUACUUUUUUUUGAGAGCUAACCGUCCCGUGGAGACAGCUCAACUUUGGGCUGGCGACCUUAUGUGGAUUUUACAGAAAAUAUGGAGCACAUCUCCGGUUUCUCCUCCGGCAAGUCACUAGUCCUGGUCGUCUGCUUCCUCCGCCUCUCUUUGGCUCUGCAAUGUAUGGAUGAUAAGGCGCCGUGUGUUAACAACGCUACAUGUCUGACCUUUACAAAUGGCACUGAAUACUGCAGGUGUGCACCUGGCUUCCUGGGUGAGUACUGCCAACACAAGGAUCCCUGUCAGCCUGGCUUCUGCCUGAAUGGAGGGAACUGCUCAGUGUCCAUAUCAGCUGGUGUACCUGUACCUGGCAGUGCAACCUGCACCUGUCCUCUAGGCUUCAUUGGCCAGCACUGCCAGACUCCCCAAAACUCCACGUGUUACCCCAACAACCCCUGUGCCAACCAAGGAGUCUGCGCCCUGCUGUCCCUCGACAAGUAUAAAUGCGUGUGUGCCAGAGGAUGGACAGGUCCACGGUGUGAGCAUGAAGACAGCUGUCUGUCCAGUCCCUGCGGUAAUGGUGGAAAGUGCAGCUCUCCAUCUGCUGGUAGUUACACAUGUUCCUGUCCUCCUGGCUACACAGGUCCUCGCUGUCUUAAUGACACAAAUGAAUGUGCCACCACGCCCUCCAUAUGUCUAAAUGAAGGAGUAUGCCUCAACACCCCUGGCUCCUACAAGUGUGUUUGUGUCUCGGGGUUUACGGGCCGACACUGUGAAAGCUCGUACAUCCCAUGCUCUCCUUCACCAUGCUUAAAUGGGGGCACUUGCCACCAGACAUCUGAAACCAGCUACUCUUGCCACUGCCUUCCAGGUUUCAAUGGGACUAACUGUGAGAACAACAUUAAUGACUGUCCUGGCCAUCAGUGUGCAAAUGGAGGAACCUGCAUGGAUGGAGUCAAUACCUACAACUGUCAAUGCCCACCAGAGUGGACUGGUCAACGCUGCACAGAGGAUGUGGAUGAAUGUCGUCUGCAGCCCAACACUUGCCAAAAUGGUGGUACAUGCAGCAACCUGAUUGGUAGCUACGUCUGCGUGUGCGUUAAUGGCUGGAGUGGCCCCGACUGCUCUGAAAACAUUGAUGACUGUGAUACAGCCGCAUGCAGCCAAGGCUCCACAUGCAUUGACCGUGUUGCCUCUUUCAUCUGUGUCUGCCCUCAUGGAAAGACAGGUUUGCUGUGCCAUAGAGAUGAUGCCUGUAUCAGUAACCCCUGUAGAGAGGGCUCUCAGUGUGACACCAACCCCAUCAGUGGCAUGUUCAACUGUAACUGCCCACCUGGUUAUACAGGCAGCACCUGCAACACGGACAGAGAUGAAUGCAGCAUUGGUACCAACCCUUGUGAGCAUGGUGGCCAGUGUGUCAACACUGAUGGUUCCUUCACCUGUAACUGUGUUAGGGGUUACGCUGGACCUCGUUGUGAACAAGAUGUCAACGAAUGUGCUUCUAGCCCGUGCCAGAAUGAUGGCACUUGCCUGGAUCGCAUCGGCGAUUACACCUGCAUCUGCAUGCCUGGAUUUGAGGGGACUCACUGUGAGAUAGAGGUGGAUGAGUGUCUCAGUUCCCCUUGUUUGAACCAGGGUGAAUGUCUGGACCAGGUCAGCCGCUUUGUCUGCGAGUGCCCAGCAGGCUUCAGCGGUGAAACGUGUCAGAUAGACAUUGAUGAGUGCUCCAGCACACCCUGUUUAAAUGGAGCCAAGUGUAUUGACCGACCCAACGGAUAUGACUGUGAAUGUGCUGAAGGCUUUACUGGCCCUCUUUGUGAGGAGAACAUCAAUGACUGUCUGCCAGAGCCUUGCCACCAUGGUCUGUGUAAAGACGGCAUCGCCACCUACUCCUGUGAGUGCUACGCGGGGUACACAGGCUCCAUCUGUAAUAUCCAAGUCAAAGAAUGCCACAGCAACCCUUGUCAGAACCGAGGACGCUGCAUCGAUCUGGUCAAUGCCUACCAGUGUAACUGCCCAUCAGGGACUUUAGGGGUUAACUGUGAGAUUAAUGAAGAUGAUUGUGCCAGCAACCCCUGUGAGUAUGGAGAGUGCCAGGAUGGGAUUAACGAGUACAAAUGCGUGUGCUCCCCAGGAUACACCGGAGAUAAAUGUGAUGUGGAGAUCAAUGAGUGCAUCUCAAACCCAUGUAUGAGUGGCGGGAGCUGUUUGGACAAAGUCAAUGGAUUUCACUGCCUGUGCCCACCCAGCACCCAUGGCCCUUUGUGCCUGUCUGGGACAGACCAUUGUGCUCCUCAGCCUUGUGUGCAUGGAGAAUGUGUUGAACAACAACAUGGGUACCACUGCGAGUGUGAAGCUGGCUGGAUGGGACAGCAUUGUGAAAAGGAAAAGGAUGAAUGCCAGCCUAACCCAUGCCUAAAUGGCGGCAGUUGUCUGGACAGACAUAAUGGCUACACUUGUCAAUGCCAACUUGGAUUCAGAGGUGUGAACUGUGAGAAGAACAUUGAUGAAUGUGCGUCUGGACCCUGUCGUAACCAUGGCUUUUGUAUCGAUGGAGUUAACAGUUACACUUGCCAAUGUAGCCUGCCGUUCACUGGGAAACACUGUGAAGUGGAGCAGGCUCCCUGUGCCUCUCAUCCAUGUGAGAACGGAGGAGUGUGUCAUCCAUCUGCAGACUACACCUCUUUCACCUGUCGAUGUCCCACUGGCAGGCAAGGUCAACGAUGCAAUGACGAUGUGGACGAAUGCAAAAAGAAUCCUUGCAAAAAUGGUGGUCGUUGCAUGAAUAGCCCUGGCAGCUACACGUGUAAAUGUCAACCUGGAUACAGUGGACACAAUUGUCAGAUAGACAUUGACGAUUGCUCACCCAACCCAUGCUUGAAUGGAGGCUCUUGUUUGGACGAUGUUGGGAGUUUCUCGUGUGACUGCCGUGCAGGUUUUGAAGGAGAUCGCUGUGAGAUUGAGGUGGAUGAGUGUGCCAGCCAGCCUUGCAGGAAUGGUGCCAUCUGCCGGGACUAUGUCAACAGCUUUGUGUGUGAGUGCCGACCAGGCUUUGAUGGAAUCCUUUGUGAACACAACAUCCUUGAGUGUACUGAGAGCUCUUGCCUAAAUAACGGGACUUGCAUUGAUGACAUCAACACCUUCUCUUGUCGUUGCCGUCCUGGUUUUUAUGGGAAGUUCUGUGAAUAUGAGCAGAAUGAAUGCGACUCUCAGCCCUGUAAGAACGGAGGGACUUGCACUGACGGCCUGGGCACCUAUCGUUGCACCUGCUCUGUGGGAUUCAACGGACAGAACUGCCAGAACCUUGUUAACCUGUGCAGCCAGGUGCGCUGUCACAAUGGUGGCUUCUGCUCUCAGACAACAACAUUCUGGACCUGCCAUUGCCCUGUGAGAUGGACAGGACUUUACUGUGACAUUCCUAACUUGUCCUGCCAGGACUUCGCUACCACGAAAGGUGUGGAAGUGGAGAAUGUGUGUAAGAAUGCCGGACGGUGUAUAAAUGUGGGUAAGUCCCAUAAUUGUAACUGCCAGCCCGGAUACACAGGCAGCUACUGUGAAGAGACAGUUGAUGAGUGCCAGUCUAACCCCUGUCGCAAUGGAGCUACAUGCAAGGACUAUCAGAGCACAUAUGAGUGUAUAUGUAAACCAGGCUACCAGGGAGUGAACUGUGAGUAUGAUGUGGAUGAAUGCCAGUCCAAGCCAUGCAUGCAUGGAGGCACCUGCAUCAACCUCAUAAACCGCUUCACCUGUGUCUGUCCACCUGGAACACACGGGCUCCAGUGUGAAGUGAAUGUGGAUGACUGUGCGCCCGCACCUGGCUCCUGGGAGCCUCGCUGUCGGAAUGGAGGACAGUGUGUGGACGGUGUGGGCCGUUAUACGUGCUCCUGCCCUCCAGGAUUUGUUGGAGAGCACUGUGAGGGAGAUCUCAACGAAUGCAUGUCUGGGCCCUGUCAUUCUCCCGGCACCCUGGACUGUGUGCAGCUGGUUAACAAUUACCAGUGUCGCUGUCGCCAUGGAUACACGGGUCGUCACUGCGAGUCCAUGGUGGAUCUGUGUCUUUCUAGGCCAUGUCACAAUGGUGGUAUCUGCUCUAUGAACAUGAGCUCAGUUCAUGGCUACACGUGCUACUGUACUUCUGGAUUUACUGGGUUCAACUGCGACACAGAAAAAGAAGGCAACUGUGCAAAGCUACGUUGCCAGAAUGGUGGGCACUGUGUGGAGCCACCAGUUGGCCACCCGUACUGCCAGUGUCCGCUAGGAUUCAAUGGGCUACACUGUGAGAAUGAACAGGGGUGUCCAUGGAUCUGCCAAAAUGGAGGAACCUGCUUUAAAGACCACUCCCACCCAAACCAGUACAGCUGCCGAUGCACCAUGCGCUUCUCUGGACCUCUUUGUGAGGAAAAACUAAGCAUACCAGGCCCACCACUCUGCCCGUAUCCACAAUGUAAGCGGCAAGCAGGGGACAGAGUGUGUGAUGACCAGUGUAACAACUAUGAGUGCCAGUGGGAUGGAGGGGACUGCUCUCUCAACUGGCAACAGCCUUGGGUGAACUGCACUGCCAGAGUUCCCUGCUGGGAUCGCUUUAAGAAUGGACGUUGUGAUAAGGAGUGUGAUAACGCUGGGUGUCUCUUUGACAGCUUUGAGUGCCAGGAUACCUCACCAGCCCCCUGCAAGUAUAACGACUACUGUGCUGACCACUACCAAAAUGGCAUCUGUGACCAGAGCUGUUACACGGAAGCUUGUGGCUGGGAUGGCCUGGACUGUUCCACUGACGUUGCACCCAAAUCAGCACUUGGCACACUGGUCAUUGUGGUUCGGCUGCAACCUGUGGAGCUACUUGUCGACAUGAAGGGUUUCUUGCGUGCCUUGGGGGCCCUGUUGCAUACAAACCUGCGUGUGAAAACAGAUAAAAAUAAUGAGCCAAUGGUGUUCCCUUACUUUGGGGACGAAGAGGCGCAGGGACGCUUUACUCAGGGGCGCAGAAACAAACGGGAGCUAGAGAAAGAGGUUAUUGGCUCUGAGGUGCACCUAUUAAUCGACAACCGUGAAUGCUCCCAGAGCUCUGUUGACUGUUUCUCCAACACCAAUGAGGCGGCAUCUUAUAUCGCGGCAGCACACAUCAAGGCUGAGCUGCCUUACCCUCUAGUGUCUGUUAAAAGUGACCCAACACAGUAUUCCGAGACACCAUACUUGAUGUAUCUGAUUGGAGUGGCAGUGGUUAUUAUCCUGCUUAUCCUGGUGCUGGGAAUGCUAGCAGCCAAGAGGAAGCACAAGCAAGGUGUUCUGUGGCUUCCCGAUGGCUUCAUGGCCAAUAAAAAUGACAAGAGAAGAGAGCCUGUUGGUCAGGACGACUUUGACAUGAAGAAUUUUAAGACCCAAGAUGCAGCUAUUGAUGGAUGUCAGAGUCAAAGAUGGCUGGAAGACGAAGUUGCAUCGAAGAAACCAAGAACUGAAGAUAAACCUCUGCUGCCUAUCUCUAUGGAUGGAUGUAUUGACCGAAGGGAGUGGACCCUGCAGCACCGUAAAGCUGCUGACAUAACGCUCACUCCCCCACAAGCUGACCUGGACGCCGACUGUUUGGAUGUUAAUGUCAAAGGACCUGAUGGCUUCACUCCGCUGAUGUUGGCAUCGCUACGUAAUGGUGGGGGCCCAGACUGCAGCCUGCACGGAGACGAGGAGGAGGAGAGUGGAGGAGACGAACCAGGACCUAGUGUCAUCUCAGACCUGAUCACUCAGGGAGCGUCACUGAUGUCCCAGACUGACCGCACAGGAGAAACGGCACUUCAUCUGGCCGCUCGUUAUGCUAGAGCUGAUGCUGCCAAGAGGCUGCUGGACGCCGGAGCUGAUCCCAACGCUCAUGACAACAUGGGCCGAACUCCUCUGCACGCUGCUGUGGCAGCUGAUGCUCAGGGCGUCUUCCAGAUUCUUAUCCGUAAUCGUGCAACUGAACUUGAUGCCCGAAUGAAUGAUGGUACGACUCCACUAAUCCUGGCAGCCAGGCUGGCUGUGGAGGGCAUGGUGGAAGAGCUGAUCCACUGCCAUGCUGACAUUAAUGCUGUAGAUGACCACGGCAAAUCUGCUCUGCACUGGGCAGCUGCAGUUAAUAAUGUGGAGGCCACUCUUGUGCUUUUGAAGAAUGGAGCCAACCGUGACAUGCAAGACAAUAAGGAAGAAACUCCACUCUUUCUGGCAGCCAGAGAGGGCAGCUUUGAGGCAGCACAGGUUCUCCUUGACCACUACUCCAACCGUGACAUCACUGAUCACCUGGAUCGGCUGCCCCGUGACACCGCUCAAGAACGAAUGCAUCAUGAUAUAGUCCGCCUGUUGGACCAGUACAAUCUGGUUCACAGUCCACACAAUGGGCCUAACCAUAUGGGUGGAGGAGGAAACUCUGUCAUGUGUGGUGUAAAUGGAGCAGGCUUCAUCGGCAUGCGCCCUGGGCCACAGGGGAAGAAGAGCAGGAGGGGUGGCGGGGCCAAAGUUGGAGGUGUUGGCGGAGGAGCUAAGGAGCUAAAAGACAUGAAGACGAAGAGAAGAAAGAAGCCUGCUGGAGGUGAGGGGCCAGGUGUGGGAGCUGGAGUGGGAGGAGGAAGUGGGGGAGGCACAGGAGGAGGGAGUGCAAAUGGUGUCAAAGCAGCAGGAGGACUUCCAGAGAGCUCUGUCACCAUGUCACCUGUUGACUCCCUGGAAUCACCACACUCAUACACAGGUGAUGUUGUUUCCAGCUCUGUCUCCACAACAGCAAACUCUCCUCCUCUCCUGAGCAGUCCCUCGUCCAGACCAAUGUUGCCCCCUGUCAGUCACAUGCUGGGACAGCAGCAGGGCUGGGUGGGCGUGACCAAACACGGCUAUGGUGGCCACAUGUUUGGCCUCGUACCACACCAAAUGGGGGGUUCUCACCCAGGCAUUGGCCAACAUCACGGCCAGGGUCCGAUGAUGACACCCAUGAAUGUCACCAUGAGCAGAGAGCAGUUGCCACCCAUUGUCACCUUCCAGAUGAUGGCUCCUGGAGGAGGCCAGGCUAUGCUGAAACAGCCACAGCAGGGGCAGGUACAAGUUGCACAGUCCCAGGGGCAGAACCAGAGUCAGGGUCACCCCCAGCAGGCAACAGGGCGCCUUCACUGCACCCCGAGUAUGAUGUACCAGAUGUCUGAGCAGAUGAGCAUGGCGCACGGGCUCACCCACACCCUGCCGCACCCUCACAACGUCAGCCACGGAGGGAUUGAAGGCCAGUCUCGACCGCUCCCCUCCUAUCCACCCAUGCAGAGCCCUGUGGAUAAAUACCCCACACCCCCCUCCCAGCACAGCUACGCUACUGCUGGCUCAGAGGGAACCACCCCCGGCCACUCUGCUCACCCACCGAGCGAGCAUCCGUAUCUCACCCCUUCACCAGAAUCCCCUGACCCAUGGUCAUCCUCUUCGCCACACUCCAACUCAGACUGGUCUGACGUCACCACUAGCCCCACCCCUCUGGGAAACCCCCACCACACACUGCCAUCAUCACGUCACACACACAUUCCAGAGCAGGCGCAGCCCCAGUCACAGUCGCAACAGAUGCAGCAGGCCUCUCAACAGCCUCAGCUAGGAAACAUGCAGGUGUUUGCAUAGGCUGGCCAGAGGAAAGCACAAAAAGACAGACUGUGGUGUUCUUUGUAGUUAAAUAACAACACACAUCAAUGGUUAUCCAGUGCUUUUCUCACCUUAUUAGUUACUUUUGUUUAUCCCUUUUCUUAAUCAGUCACCUCCCCUUUUAUAUUUUCUUCUUUGCACUUAAAAACAAAAUGUGUAUAGUUUCUUAAACGUUGAGUAUUAUCAGCUAGAUAUCAAAAGUUCAUGUCACCAAAAAUCAUCUAGUCAGUGUCUUGUCAUGAGCUACGAUCACUUGUUCCAUGUUGUUCCUUGAAUCCCAGCUGAGCUGAGUGUCCUCUACUCUCUGCUGCCUAAGUCAGGACUUUUCUUUAUGGCUGUUGGCACGGUAACACAAACUUUUAACUGAGGGAUCAACAAGGAGCUCGUCGACCAGAUUGUGGUCAGCUGGUAUUAAACAGACUGUUGAGAUGAACUGCAGACAUUCUGCAAUGAUAUUUGGAGGACAUUAUUUUUUUCUGCUAUAUUCUAUCCUAAUGUGUUGUUAAAUGAGAUAAGCCUGCCGAUACUAACUUCUGGUUGAAACCAUUCAUUCUAUUCUUCUUUUUCUUUAUUCUUUUUUUUUUUUAAUACAGUGUGUCACAUUAAGUUGACGCGUUUAUUGUCAAAGCAAAACUAAACAGAUUUGCCAUAUUGUUGUUUUUUUUCAUUGCAUUUUUUACUGUGUCAAAGUGCAGCUUUUGUUGCUUGAUUAGAAAGAAAACAUUCACAAAAGCAUCUUUUUACCGAGUACAGUGGUUUUACCAGUCUGAAGGCAGUUCCUGUUACAGCAAGAAAGAAGAGUUGAUUUGAAAACCAAAUUUCUGCAAAUAUGUUUUUUUUUUUCUAAAUAUACAUACAUUUUUUCACACCCAUUGGCUAUGUGGUGCCACUGUGUUAUGUUUGUUGUAUAAUGAAAUGUACAUAAGCCUUUUUUAUAUACAAAUAUUGUUCGCACGUUAACCAGUUUUGCCUUUUGCUUAACUACAAUCAGUCUAUCUCUGCACCUUUUUAAAAUCAUCCUGAUUCAAUCAAAGUACAUGCAAACAAUUAGUCUGGAGAUGGAUACGGUUCAUUAAAUUUCUCUUUCUAAGCCUUCUUUCUGAAAGUUGAUGUUGAGCAUAGCUUCGUGUGACUGCUCUGUGAACACAGACAAUCAUUCACGCUUUUGAAACUUAAAAAUGAACAGCGUCUCCAUGACCAAAUUUUGUUUUAUGAAGCCAAAAAUUUACUUUUAGUUCAAAUUUUUGUUUUUAUUUAACUUGAGCAGUCUUUAGAGAUGCACAGCACAGUCAAAAUGUUGCCUCUGUGUUAUUGACGACUCAUCCCUGUUUCUGUAAACAAACCAAAUUAUUCUUGUUUCAUCAAUAUUCCCAGUGCCUGGCUUUAACAGUUACCAUUUUUAACAAGAUGUGAUUUUUAGUUCUCUUACAUAUACCAGGCGAUGUUUCUGUGUUCUGUAUAUAAAAUGUUUUUUUAUUGUACUCUGUUAACCAAAUAGCCUAUAAUAUACAUGCUAUAUGAAGUAGUUGUCACAAUAUUUGUGUAAGGUAGAAAGAAAUAAUUGGUUUGUUGAAAUAAACAAAAACAAAUGAUCAACCAAAAAUGUGCUUACUUAAAUAAAACCCAGAUCUUUGUA
Molecule: messenger RNA, 9451 nt
Organism: Solea solea (common sole)
Lineage: Eukaryota; Metazoa; Chordata; Actinopteri; Pleuronectiformes; Soleidae
Gene: notch2
Product: notch receptor 2
Exons: 35
Coding region: 286-7794 (2502 amino acids)
Biological process (GO): multicellular organism development; cellular response to tumor cell; regulation of DNA-templated transcription
Cellular component (GO): membrane; signaling receptor complex
Molecular function (GO): signaling receptor activity; calcium ion binding; protein binding
Source: RefSeq, a predicted model, not a curated record